Messenger RNA from Brassica rapa (field mustard), 1565 nucleotides. RefSeq names its product putative defensin-like protein 25. Lineage: Eukaryota; Viridiplantae; Streptophyta; Magnoliopsida; Brassicales; Brassicaceae. Gene Ontology annotation, cellular component: extracellular region. Gene Ontology annotation, biological process: defense response to fungus. The record is from RefSeq and is a predicted model, not a curated record.
GUUAAACAGCUGGAGCCCAUUCUCAUUUAAAAAGUAACUAUUAUAGGUGGUGGACAAAAAUACAAGAAAGUAACGCUUCUGCCAAAAGAGAAUCAACUCGUGUUUCAUACACAAAUUUUUUCUAACUCUUCUAUUGGUUUCACUCGUAGAUAGAUGCCUUCUUAGAUUUUCUCUGUUUACUCCUCCAAUCAGAAUAUAAUACAUGUCAUCUCGUGUUUAAGAUCAGAGGAUCGCUUUAUCUUGUGCCUUUGCUGAGAAUUUGUCUAGCUUUGCCAGGGCCUUAAUUACUUUAACUGAGCCCAAUCGAUCAAAUUAAGAUGAAAAAUGAAUACUGGGCCUUCAGAAAUAAGAAGAUCACAUAUUUUUCAAAUAAGAAUAUAUUUAGUCGAGAACAAACUUACUAAUAAUAAGUUAAUAACUAACUUAGGAUGGUCUUCUUUGUUAUAGCCAGUAACAAGUAACAGUGUUUGAAUAGCCCUUGACAAUAUAUUUAGUCGAGAACAAACUUACUAAUAAUAACUAACUUGGGAUGGUCUUCUUUGUUAUCGCCAGUAACAAGUAACAGUGUUUGAAUAGCCCUUUGACAAUAUACAACGUUACAAUGUAACUGUCAAAAAGAAUUAUCCGAAAAUAUAAUUAUUAUUUUUUGAACACUCCGAAAAUAGAAUAUAUAUAACAAAAAGAACUAAAGAAUAGUUAGUUUUCAUCAGCAGACAUCAACUAAAUGCAUGAUCUAUUCAGUAUAAAUAAGAGCAAUGUAGAUAAUUUAAUAAAAUAUAAACAAGCUUGAACACUAUUACAAAUCUAGAACGAAGUUUAAGAAUGGCCAAUAUGAAAGUUUUUUCGUUUGCAUUGCUCCUCGUCCUCGUCUUCGCCAUUGGUACGUCGUCUUUGUAUUAUAAUUAAGAAGCAGGUGCUUCGUUGUGUUGCAACACUCACCCGAAAUUUGGAAAGUGCAACCCGAGCCAUGACAAAGAGAGAUGCAACCGUUGGUGUCUCAGUGGAUGUGCCAAUGAAAAAGGCGGUUACUGCAAACCUAGCAACGGAGGACAAUGCCAUUGUUAUUGUUAAAGAGUCACAAAAGAUGGAAGAUAUGCAUAUGCGUUUAACUGUUACUAAUGUUUAUGUUGCGGUAUUGCAUACGUUUGUAUGAUUAUAUGAACAUGUGUUAUUUGAAUGAUGAAUGGAUAAAUAGCUAAAAAGCUUUUAAUUAUUUUAUGUUUACUCCAACCAAUUAAAAAAGAACACGCGUAAGAGUCAUAAGAGCACACUUUUGUUACAUUUCCCUUGAAAUAAUAAAAAAAAUUAUUUUCGACUUAUUUAUACUAGAGACACACAGCCAAUUAGAUAUAAAAUAAGAAUACUCAUUUCUAGUGUAUUUUACUCUUUUUUAAAAAAAUAGGGAAAAUUUGAAAUUAAAACAGAGUUUACUCUAAUAUAAAUUUUAAAAAAUAAUAUAUUUAAUAUAUAGAGUAAAAAUAUAAAUUAUUAUUUCCUUUCGAAAAUAUAGAGAAAAAAUUAAUUUAAGAGGAAAAUUAGAAAUGAAAUAUAUUUAAAAAAAAAAA